AUGUUCACCACCGAUAGAAGUCGUGAUUUUGGUAAAUGGUGCAUAAUGCUUGGUCGUGGUAUCUUGGCUCUUAUUGAUACAAAUUAUCGUUCUUCAAAACUAUCUUCAAAAGUAUCUUCAAAGUUAUCUCUGAAAAAAUCUGGCUUAUCUUUAUUCGACUUACCAAAUCGUCUCGUCAAUAAAUUAUCAGAAUCUUAUUCAAUCUCAGAAUUUGGAGAAAUUUCAAAUAUGACUGAAGAUUAUUAUCGUCCACGAAUUCCAUCCGCACUUAAUCCAAACAGAAAUUUGGAACGAAAAAAUGUAAACGAAAUUCCAAGUAAAAGACACUCUCAUUUAGCUUCUACCAAACAAAAGCGUAGCAUGUCUGUCAAGUUGAUAAAUUCUACUGCUGCUAAUAGAGUCAUAAUUAAGCAAAAAACUAAAUUUCCUUCAUUAUCGAUAAAUCAAAAAUCUAAUCAAUCUGAUGAAUUAAUGGAGAACCCAGAGUGUAUUGCUAUUAAAAGAUCCUCUUCUGUUAAUGAAAUUAAUGAUAAAAAUGUAAAACUUUAUGAAGAACGUCCAACAAUUAAUCAACCAAAACGUCGUUUACAUAGUAACAAACCACCUUCUGUUUCUUUAUCAUUGGCUAGAAGAUACUUAAAAAUUAUGUUGAAAAUUACAAAUCAUAAAAAUACUAUAUAA
Messenger RNA from Dentiscutata heterogama, 681 nucleotides. The record is from the annotation of a GenBank genome assembly. NCBI's taxonomy places the organism in Eukaryota, Fungi, Glomeromycota, Glomeromycetes, Diversisporales, Gigasporaceae.